Messenger RNA from Pieris rapae (cabbage white), 2089 nucleotides. RefSeq names its product NADPH:adrenodoxin oxidoreductase, mitochondrial-like. NCBI's taxonomy places the organism in Eukaryota, Metazoa, Arthropoda, Insecta, Lepidoptera, Pieridae. The record is from RefSeq and is a predicted model, not a curated record. Gene Ontology annotation, molecular function: structural constituent of ribosome; rRNA binding; oxidoreductase activity. Gene Ontology annotation, biological process: ribosomal small subunit assembly; translation. The transcript has 5 exons. Gene Ontology annotation, cellular component: cytosolic small ribosomal subunit; ribosome.
AAAUCCUGUUUUUCAAUGGUUCUAAGGCGAUUUUGUUCUCGAAGAACUGUCCCUCAAGUCUGCGUGGUAGGUGCAGGACCAGCUGGUUUCUAUGCUGCAAUGCACUUAUCUAAGAAUCUUAGGCCUGUUAAAAUCGACAUUAUCGAAAAGUUGCCUGUGCCUUUUGGAUUAGUUAGAUAUGGAGUGGCACCAGAUCACCCGGAAGUAAAGAAUUGUAUUAAUCAAUUUACUAAAUUAGCAAAUCAAGAAAAUAUUAGCUUCUAUGGAAAUAUAACAUUAGGCAAAGAUAUUAGUCUGGAUAAUUUGAGACAACAUUAUGAUGCAGUCUUACUUACAUAUGGUGCAGAAGAGGAUAAAACUCUAGGUAUUCAAAAUGAAGAUGCACAAAAUAUAAUAGCAGCUCGUAAUUUUGUUGGUUGGUAUAAUGGACAUCCUCGUGAUAAAGAUUUAAAAGUAGAUCUCUCUGGACGCACUGGAAUUAUUAUUGGCCAAGGUAACGUAGCGUUAGAUGUAGCAAGAAUACUCAUGUCACCAAUUGAUUUACUUAAGAAAACCGACAUAACUGAAUUUGCCCUACAGGCUAUAUCAGAGUCAAACAUUAAAGAAUUAUACCUAAUUGGAAGACGAGGUCCCCUACAAGUUGCAUUUACAAUUAAAGAAUUAAGGGAACAAUUGAAAUUACCUAAUUGUCUAACAAUAUGGAGAAAGCAAGAUUUUGAAGGUAUUGCUGAAGCAGUUGCCAACCUCCAGAGGCCUCGCAAGAGGCUAACUGAGCUCAUGUUGAAAUCAAUGGAUAAUCAAUCUUCUCAACCUGUAUCACACGAAAAGUAUUUUCGACCAAUAUUUUUUAGGAGUCCUCACAAAUUUUUAGUUCAUAAUGGUCAAGUUAGUGGGAUCGAGCUUACAUGUAAUAAGUUAUAUGGUGAUGAGGUAGAAAAUCAGAGGUGUAUUAUGACAGAACAUAAAGAAACUAUUGAUUGCAGUUUAGUUUUUCGUAGUAUAGGAUAUAAAAGUAUAAAAGCAGAUAGUGCUUUAUCGUUUGGAUCUAGUGGUUGUGUUGUAAAUGAAAAUGGAAGAGUAUUAGAUAGUAAAGGAAGGGAAUUUGGACACUUAUAUGUUGCUGGUUGGUUGGGUACUGGACCAGUGGGUGUUAUAAUACAUACAAUGGGAAACGCAUUCCAAGUAGCAAUAAAUAUUUGUCAUGAUCUAAAGAAUUGUGAAUCGUCUAAAGAUGGUUUUGAAGGCUUGAGAAACAUUCUCAAAAAUUUUAACAGUCCCAUUGUAACUUGGCAGGGAUGGGAAAAAAUUAAUAGUUUUGAAAUUGAGCUGGGCAAAAAGUUUGGAAAGCCUAGAGAAAAAAUAACUUUGUUAUAAUUUUAGGCAUUUACAAUGGCGGAAGAAAAUUGGAACGAAGACAACAUGGAGACGGGCGGCGUGGCCAUCGAUAACAUGCCGUUGCCCCAAGCCGCUGAUAUCCCUGAAAUUAAACUAUUUGGAAGAUGGAGUUGUUAUGAUGUCCAAGUUUCCGAUAUGUCACUUCAGGACUAUAUCUCUGUUAAAGAAAAGUACGCUAAGUACUUGCCCCAUUCUGCUGGUAGGUAUGCCCACAAACGAUUCCGUAAAGCUCAGUGUCCAAUUGUUGAGCGCCUUACCAACUCUCUGAUGAUGCACGGUCGCAACAACGGCAAGAAGUUAAUGGCUGUGCGAAUUGUCAAACACGCAUUUGAAAUUAUCCACCUUCUAACUGGUGAGAACCCACUACAAGUUCUUGUUACUGCCAUUAUUAAUUCUGGUCCUCGGGAAGAUUCAACUAGAAUUGGUCGUGCUGGUACUGUGCGUCGUCAAGCCGUGGAUGUGUCUCCACUCCGUAGGGUGAACCAAGCUAUCUGGCUGUUGUGCACUGGUGCUCGUGAGGCUGCCUUCAGAAACAUUAAAACAAUUGCGGAAUGUGUUGCGGAUGAACUUAUCAAUGCGGCUAAGGGUUCAUCUAAUUCAUAUGCUAUCAAAAAGAAGGAUGAACUUGAGCGUGUUGCUAAAUCCAACCGUUAAUUAAUUCUAAGUACAGGACUUAAUAAACAUAAAAUGCUAA